GUGAAAAUGCUCGGCUCGAAAGGUGAACGUGGCAGUGCUGAGAAGGCUAACAGUGGCAAUGCGUCAACGCCUUCACAAGCAACCAUCAACUCAUUCAACGACAUCCAGCCGGCGGUCAUCGAUCUACUUUACAAUAAACUGACGGGUCAGGCGGCUAGGGAUGUGCAAACUCUAGAAGAGAAAAGUGGAGUGAAACGCGAACAAUUCUUUUACGGAAUGACUGCGUUCGUUUUCUGUUACCUCGUGUUCGGCUCAGAGGCCGGUCUCAUGUGCAACCUGAUCGGUUUCAUCUAUCCUGCAUUCGCCACCCUUCAGGUCAUCACUGAACAAUCUGUAGACCGAUCUCGUCUCCAAUUUCGUGAUGACGGAAUAGCUGGAGAGCGCUAUUCAACAGCUGGCGAUAAGAACUCAUCAUUGAUAAAAACUGGAGUUUUUUUUUUNAAAGAUCAAGGGAUCCCAUGGCUUGUUUAUUGGACCGUUUUUGGCGCUUUCUCGCUUACUGAUUUCUAUUCGGAAAAUAUCCGCAGCGCUUUUCCGGUUUAUUGGCUUUGCAAGGCCGUUUUCCUACUUUAUCUGUUUUUGCCACAAACUUGCGGUGCACAAAAGUUUUACGAGAAAUUGGUGCUACCGACGAUUGGCCGUGUCGAGUUCGCGAUCGUUAAUUACGACAGCAACAAGAAAGCAUAA
Messenger RNA from Anisakis simplex (herring worm), 687 nucleotides. NCBI's taxonomy places the organism in Eukaryota, Metazoa, Nematoda, Chromadorea, Rhabditida, Anisakidae. The record is from the annotation of a GenBank genome assembly.